This is a messenger RNA of Aethalodelphis obliquidens (Pacific white-sided dolphin), 3434 nucleotides long. It is a transcript of the gene TJAP1, whose product is annotated as tight junction associated protein 1. Gene Ontology annotation, biological process: Golgi organization. Gene Ontology annotation, cellular component: trans-Golgi network. Bases 1068 to 2747 code for a protein of 559 amino acids. NCBI's taxonomy places the organism in Eukaryota, Metazoa, Chordata, Mammalia, Artiodactyla, Delphinidae. The record is from RefSeq and is a predicted model, not a curated record. The transcript has 10 exons.
UCUCUUCUCCCUUCCUCCCCCUGGCCUGUGCCUUCUCCCCGUUGCUUACAUCAUGCCAUCUCCUCUGCUCGCUUGUCCUUACUACUGAGUUCCCUCCAUUUUCCCAGUCUCCUUGCUGUGGGUGGGGCUGUGCAUGGGCAUCUGCCCAUCUGCUGCUGGACUCUGCCCCUCCUUCUCCCUUUAGUUAGUACCAUGGCUAUCAGUUCUCCCUUAAAACAGAAUGGUUAGCAUUUCUGUUUAAUCUGCUUUUAGCACCGUGGAGUUUGAGAACAUCUCUCAGUUACCAUACUGUUGGUUUCACGCCUCAGAGACAGAUGGAACGAGAGUAGGAAGGGAAUUUUCUGCUAGACCGGAUAGUUUCCUCCCUUUAUCAACAGGGGAAGAUGGUGGGGAUUCCCUGGUGGUUCAGUGGUUAGGACUCGGCGCUUUCCCUGCCGUGGCCUGGGUUUAUUCCCUGGUCCGGGGACUAAGAUCCUACAAGGCCUGCGGCGGGGCCAAAAAAAAAAAAGAGGGGAAGAUGCUGUCGCCAUUAUUCUCAUCCCAGGGUACGAAUUGAAUUUAGGAUCAAUUGCAGGUUCUUCUUGGGGGUGGGGAAGUUGAGAAAAACCUUGGCCUGGCUGUGGGAAAUUGCCUGGGCAGAAGAGUGAAACUACUUAAACUGAAAGCUGGAGCCCAGAACCAGAGAUGUAGCUCCCAUUGGUGACCGUGGCUCUGGGAGGUGGAGUGGGUGGAGUUAGUCCGCCCACCACCUUCCACGUCUGGAGCUUCACGGGGACUUUAACCUAAAAGAGCUGGGAAGGGUGGCUCAGCCAGAGGGGGAAGGACCUGGCUUUGGACUCCACAGUGGGCCUAGGAGAGGCCUUGGCCUCAGCUUGCCAUGGAGAAGCCCCCGACAAGCUCCCACCUCCCUCCAGGCUUGGAAAGGAGAAGGGCGGUCCAGAGGAGCUAUUGGCUAGAGGAAGUGGCGGGGCUGUGGGAUGUGGAGAGCCGAGGGCUGACUCCUGGACAGCAGAACAGAGAGAGCUGCCGACAGACGGACGCAGGUUGAGGAGCUCUCACCUCCCAGAAUGACCAGUGCAGCCCCUGCUAAGAAACCCUACCGGAAGGCACCACCUGAGCAUCGGGAGCUGCGGCUGGAAGUUCCUGGCUCCCAGCUCGAGCAGGAGGAGCCCCUGACUGACACGGAGAGGAUGAAGCUUUUGCAGCAGGAGAAUGAGGAGCUUCGCCGGCGCCUGGCCUCGGCCACCAGGCGCACUGAGGCCCUGGAGCGCGAGCUGGAGAUUGGGCAGGACUGCCUGGAGCUGGAGCUGGGCCAGAGCCGUGAGGAGCUGGACAAAUUUAAGGACAAGUUCCGCAGGCUGCAGCACAGUUACACAGCUUCCCAGAGGACCAACCAGGAGCUAGAGGACAAGCUGCAUACGCUGGCCUCUCUUAGCCACAGCUGGAUUUUUGCAAUCAAGAAGGCUGAGAUGGACAGGAAGACACUGGACUGGGAGAUCGUGGAGCUGACCAACAAGCUGCUGGACGCCAGGAACACCAUCAACAAGCUGGAGGAGCUCAAUGAGCGGUACCGGCUGGACUGCAACCUGGCUGUGCAGCUCCUGAAGUGCAACAAGUCUCACUUCCGUAACCACAAGUUCGCUGAUCUGCCCUGUGAGCUACAGGACAUGGUUCGGAAACAUCUGCACACUGGUCAGGAGGCUACCAGCCCGGGGCCUGCCCCCAGCCUGGCCCCAGGGGCUGUGGUGCCCACCUCGGUCAUUGCCCGCGUGUUGGAGAAGCCGGAGUCUCUUCUGCUCAAUUCGGCCCAGUCAGGCAGCGCCGGGCACCCCCUGGCUGAGGAUGUCUUUGUGCACGUGGAUAUGAGUGGGAGUGACCCAGGUGACCCAGCCAGCUGCCCAGCUCCGGGAAGCCCCGUCCCCCAACCCAACGGGGAGUGCUGCUCUCUGGGCACCGUGGGGGGCUCCCCAGAGGAGGAGAUGUCCCUGCCGGCCUUUGAGAAGCUGAGUCCCUACCCCACCCCACCUCCACCCCACCCGCUGUACCCUGGCCGCAAGGUGAUAGAAUUCUCUGAGGAUAAGGUGCGGAUUCCCCGCAACAGCCCCCUGCCCAACUGCACUUACGCCACCCGCCAGGCCAUCUCCCUGAGCCUGGUGGAGGAGGGCAGUGAGCGAGCCCGCCCCAGCCCAGUGCCCAGCAGCCCUGCCUCGGCCCAGGCCUCCCCGCAGCACCAGCCCAGCCCCGCCCCCCCGGGGCUCAGUGCCCCAGCCAGCUCCGCCAGCUCCGAGGAGGACCUGCUGGCCAGCUGGCAGCGGGCAUUUGUGGACCGCACUCCGCCCCCAGCCGCUGUGACCCAGCGCACAGCCUUUGGACGUGAUGCGCUCCCUGAACUGCAGCGCCACUUUGCUUUUGGUCCCGCUGGCAGAGAUGAGGAGGUGCAGGCACCUUCUUCCCCACCCGGUGAAAGUGGGCUUUUGCUGCCAACAGAAGCUGACCCUGGCUUUCCCAGAGAGGAGGAAGAGGAACAGCUGAACCUGCCCAUCAGCCCCGAGGAAGAGCGCCAGAGCCUGCUGCCCAGUGAUGGUGGCACAGAGGAGGGGCCUGGCACUCCUCGCACUGAGGGCAGGGCCUGGGCACUCCCCAGCUCCAGCCGCCCCCAGCGCAGCCCCAAGAGGAUGGGGGUGCACCACCUGCACCGCAAGGACAGCCUGACCCAGGCCCAGGAGCAGGGCAACCUGCUCAACUAGGGCCCUGCUUGCCUUCCUGCCACUGCUGCACGGGGACUGCAAAGGUGCCCCAACCCUCGCAGCUCAGGGUCUCCACCUAGCCCAAGCCCUUGGCCUCUGCUCCCUGUGCAGAUAGGGUCAGGCUACACCAGGCCUUUCGCUGCACUGACUGUAACUGGUACCAGCUUGCCUCAUGGUUUUUCCCUCCUGGAAUAUUUAUUCUCCAAAGGUAACAUGCAGCUGGGGCUCAUGACCUUUCUUCCAGUCGGCCCAAAUUGGUCUGUUCUGGGGAGCUGAGGGGGUUAUUACAUCAGUGUUUAUCCUCCAUCCUCCCUUCAUAUCCUCCAGUUUUCUAUUUUUAUCUGGCAGGGGGGUGGGGGGAGGAGGGUCAUUGGGAUUAUUAACCUCUAAUUUCAGUUUUCACCUGUUGCCUCUCCCCCCAUAUCCUCUGCACGAGCUGUUGCCUUCAAGGGCCUGGCACAGCAGGCCCUCGGGGGGAUGAGGGAGAGGACUGACUCAGGGCUCCCCUCAGCUGUUUCCUUCCUCCCUCUGGAAGGGAGUAGAGGGUGGGAUUCAGGGCCCUCAAGCUGGGUUCUAGGUGAAUCCUGGUCCCACUCCCAACCUUGGCUCUAGACUGUUAACUCCCAGCUUUGGGAAAUUUUCACAUCAAUAACUAUUUUAAAAUUAAAUAAAACUAUUUUACUGGUA